UGGACAGGCAGGCACAUCUUGUCCAUCAGAGGGCGGGAUUGUAGCGGCUCGAUGAGCAGCGCGUGGCUGGUAUUGUGAUGAGCAGCAGGUAGACGAGGCUUGAACAUUUUAACUGGGAUCCUGCGGCUAGGAGGUUUUGUUCCGGAGCGGUGCAACCUCCUCCAACAUCAUACCGAUCAAAUCUGUUCAUUUUCAAACAUUGUUUUAUCGUAUCCACGGCUUUGUCCAUGCUUUUUCUUUCAAACAGAUUUGACAAAACGGAAUAUUGAACAUUGACUGUAAAGUGCGCCUUGUUACUACAAAAGUGCAAAGCUAUUUCGCCCGCGGAAACAUCUACCAAAUGGGACGCGUCGCGAUGGGAUUUGAGUUACAGAACACGUAACCACCCGAAGUUGCAUCAAAUCCUCCAUUCCGAAGGUUAUUUUUGAAACUUGAAAAGCCAUCUCCAACCGCUGGGAUGUUGUGAGCGACCCGUGGCUGCGGACAGAAGGACUGGGAACGCGGCGGCAGCAGGAAGAGUGAAGAGGGGCUACGGAGGGAUUAUGGCUCUCGCCACGUUUUCUCUCAGCCUUGUAACGCUCGCGCUGACAAACUUGCACCUGUCGCGAGCCAACAACCGGCACGCGGUGUACUGGAACAGCUCGAACCUACACCUGCGGAGGGAGGGCUACACGGUGGAGGUGAGCGUCAACGACUACCUGGAUAUCUACUGCCCGCACUAUAACACCAGCAUCCAGCGGGGGGCGCCAGAGCGCACCAUGGCCGAGCAGUACGUGCUCUACAUGGUCAGCUACCGCGGCUACCGCACCUGCGACCCGCAGCUGGGCUUCAAGCGGUGGGAAUGCAACCGGCCGCAUGCGCCCCACGCGCCCAUCAAGUUCUCCGAGAAGUUUCAGCGCUACAGCGCCUUCUCGCUGGGCUACGAGUUCAACGUGGGCCACGAUUACUACUACAUCUCCACGCCCACCCAUCACCACGGCCACAACUGCCUGAGACUGAGGGUCUACGUCUGCUGCUCGACAGUCUCCCAGACAGACGAGGACUCCAACCAGGCCCCUCCCGAGUACACAGUCAGACCAAACAUGAAAGUACACAACAUCGAUGAGUUUAACCCAGAGGUCCCCAAACUGGAGAAGAGUGUCAGUGGCAGCAGUCCGUCGCGCGACCGCCUCCUCAUCACCCUUGCCGCGCUGCUCGCCUCCUCCAUGCUGUUGUCGUAGCGACCGGAAGACGCAGGGACCAGCAGUCUCUCUCUCGCUCUCUCUCUCUCUCUCUCUCUCUCUCGCUCUCGUUCUCGCUCUCGCUCUCUCUCGCUCACUGUCGAUCUGUUUCUGACUCUCUGUCUCUCUCUGUCUCUCUCUCUCUCUCUCUCUCUCUCUCUCUCUCUCUCUCUCUCUCUCUCUCCAGCCUUGACGUGACUCGUCUCCAAGGCUUGUCCUUUGGAGUUUUUCAAUGACAGUGAGUUUGUGUCAAACCCGAAAACUCAACAGAGAGAAAGUGACGACAACAAAAACAACCACGACUAAAUUGGAACACAAUCAAAAUAAAUUUGAAUCUGGACAUAAUCUGCUCAACUGCUACAAAGAGGCCUUUUUUUACAAUUACCCUAACACAAGACAAUUUAUGUGCAUUUUGUCAUUACAUUUUGUUGUUGGACAUGACGACUGUAAGAAUAGCAUAGCCUUUCAUCUAUAGGUGUAUUCAACACAACACGGUGAACAAGGACUGAUACUUACUAAAUGAUAUUGAUUGAUAUGACAGAGCUGCUGCUUGGCAAGACUGCCGCUGUCUAGGCUGGGGAGCCAGUCGAUUUGUAAAAAGAAUUAGGCUAAAAUGGGGGCUUCCCGAACUUGAAUUUGAGCAAUUCCGACUUUUUGCCUCGUCUUCAUCUGAAGAUAUAUGCUUAUUUGGGAACUGCGAGUUCCCAGACAUUGACUAGCGACAAGGGACAGAAGAAUGCGAAAAUUGGAAAAACUGACUUCAUGGUGGGGGCCUCAUGACUCGUGACAGAGCUCUGGAAACAAUGAACGAAGUCCGAUGAUUGAUUUCGAGAUCCAAUGUUUUUUUUCCGCUGUGAUCCAGUAAAAAAAAAAA
Molecule: messenger RNA, 2094 nt
Organism: Gadus morhua (Atlantic cod)
Lineage: Eukaryota; Metazoa; Chordata; Actinopteri; Gadiformes; Gadidae
Gene: efna3a
Product: ephrin-A3a
Exons: 5
Coding region: 543-1220 (225 amino acids)
Biological process (GO): ephrin receptor signaling pathway; axon guidance
Cellular component (GO): plasma membrane
Molecular function (GO): ephrin receptor binding
Source: RefSeq, a predicted model, not a curated record